This is a messenger RNA of Lactuca virosa, 462 nucleotides long. The record is from the annotation of a GenBank genome assembly. NCBI's taxonomy places the organism in Eukaryota, Viridiplantae, Streptophyta, Magnoliopsida, Asterales, Asteraceae.
AUGGCACAAUCGAAACCUAAUGGACUGUUUGCGAUGGUGGAACUCAAUUACCAAGGGGAAUUUACUCGUAAUCAUUUCUCUUACACUGGUGGUGUGAAAACCAUGGUCAAUGAUGUUGACUUUUCUUUUAUGACUUAUUCUGAGUGUGUGACCUUCUUCGAACACUUCAUGCAUGAAGAUUGUAAAACGUUGUACUACGGUGAACCAGGCAUUUCCCUUAUGCAAGGGCAUGCUGCUUUUAUUUUUGAUGCUUAUGGAACAGAUGGUAUAAUUUAUGUUUAUGUUGAUCAUAUUGGAGUUGGUGUUGAUGGGUGGUUUGAUGAUGAAGAUAAUGAUGAUGAUGGACGUGACUCUUGUAUUGAUGGUGAAAAUGAAGAUAAUAUAGAUGAACUUAGGAAUGUUGAGUUGGAAUUUAAUGAUGAUGUAGUGCAUAUGAAUAUGACAUCAAAUGAUCCUUUCUAG